Sciurus carolinensis (gray squirrel) is the source of this 1074-nucleotide messenger RNA. RefSeq names its product H6 family homeobox 3 (gene Hmx3). Gene Ontology annotation, biological process: regulation of transcription by RNA polymerase II. The transcript has 2 exons. The record is from RefSeq and is a predicted model, not a curated record. Lineage: Eukaryota; Metazoa; Chordata; Mammalia; Rodentia; Sciuridae. Gene Ontology annotation, cellular component: nucleus. Bases 1 to 1074 code for a protein of 357 amino acids. Gene Ontology annotation, molecular function: DNA-binding transcription factor activity, RNA polymerase II-specific; RNA polymerase II transcription regulatory region sequence-specific DNA binding.
AUGCCGGAGCCCGGGCCGGACGCCUCCGGCACUGCCAGCGCGCAGCCCCCGCCUCCGCCGCCCCCGCCUCCCGCGCCCAAGGAGUCCCCGUUCUCCAUCAAGAACCUGCUCAACGGAGACCACCACCGGCCACCCCCUAAGCCGCAGCCGCCCCCACGGACGCUCUUCGCCCCGGCCUCGGCCGCCGCCGCCGCCGCUGCCGCCGCUGCCGCCGCAGCCAAGGGGGCCCUGGAGGGUGCCGCGGGCUUCGCGCUCUCGCAGGUGGGCGACCUGGCUUUCCCCCGCUUUGAGAUCCCAGCGCAGAGGUUUGCCCUGCCUGCGCACUACCUGGAGCGCUCCCCGGCCUGGUGGUACCCCUACACCCUGACCCCCGCCGGCGGCCACCUCCCGCGACCUGAAGCUUCGGAGAAGGCCGUCCUGCGAGACUCCUCCCCGGCCUCGGGCACAGACCGCGACUCGCCCGAGCCUCUGCUUAAGGCUGACCCCGACCACAAGGAGCUGGACUCCAAGAGCCCGGACGAGAUCAUUCUGGAGGAGAGCGACUCCGAGGAAGGCAAGAAGGAGGGCGAGGCGGCGCCGGGCGCGGCCGGUGCGAGCGUAGGGGCGGCGGCGGCGACGCCGGGCGCCGAGGACUGGAAGAAGGGCGCCGAGAGUCCGGAGAAGAAACCCGCGUGUCGCAAGAAGAAGACGCGCACGGUCUUCUCGCGCAGCCAGGUCUUCCAGCUCGAGUCCACCUUCGACAUGAAGCGCUACCUGAGCAGCUCAGAGCGCGCCGGCCUGGCCGCGUCGCUGCACCUCACUGAGACGCAGGUCAAGAUCUGGUUCCAGAAUCGCCGCAACAAGUGGAAGCGGCAGCUGGCCGCGGAGCUGGAGGCGGCCAACUUGAGCCACGCGGCAGCGCAGCGCAUAGUGCGCGUGCCAAUUCUCUACCACGAGAACUCGGCGGCCGAGGGCGCGGCGGCCGCGGCCGCGGGGGCCCCGGUGCCGGUCAGCCAGCCUCUGCUCACCUUCCCGCACCCGGUCUACUACUCGCACCCGGUGGUUUCGUCCGUGCCACUGCUACGGCCGGUCUGA